This is a messenger RNA of Dioscorea cayenensis subsp. rotundata (Guinea yam), 626 nucleotides long. RefSeq names its product non-specific lipid-transfer protein P5-like. The transcript has 2 exons. Bases 69 to 440 code for a protein of 123 amino acids. The record is from RefSeq and is a predicted model, not a curated record. Gene Ontology annotation, molecular function: lipid binding. Gene Ontology annotation, cellular component: membrane. NCBI's taxonomy places the organism in Eukaryota, Viridiplantae, Streptophyta, Magnoliopsida, Dioscoreales, Dioscoreaceae. Gene Ontology annotation, biological process: lipid transport.
CACACCUCUUCCAACCUUUUCCACAGAUACAUAUAGAAAACAGUGUAUCUCGAGUCUUGAACCAUAUCAUGGCGAUCAACAGUGGUAGCAUCCGAGCAAUGACACUAGUGAUUGUGAUCAUGUCCUCAGUGCUGGUCACGGCGCAGGUGCAUGCAGCGUUGACGUGCAAUCAAGUGUAUGAUGCACUGAAGCCAUGCAUCAGCUACGUGCUCAAGCCCAACGGGUCGGUGCCGAAGGCGUGCUGCGACGGGAUAAGUGGGCUUGUUAAGAAGGCAGCGACGACAGAGGACCGUCGCAUGGCUUGUAGCUGCCUGAAUAGCGCCGCAAAGAGCGCCGGCCGGAACGUAGACCUUGGCCCCAUCAGCUCCAUCCCGGAUAAAUGCAACCUUUCCAUCCCUUUCAAGAUCAGCGCCAAUGCUGACUGCUCCAAGGUGAACUGAGAGACAUGUUUUUAGAAUCCGAGGAGCCAUACAUAUAAUACUCCAGUAGAACAUUGUGUCAGAAUAAGUGGGUGUGGAGGUUAUUGGAAAUGAAGAAAAAUGUCACCAUGUCUUUGUACUAUUUGUGUUACUUUAUUGUACUUUUUCUCUUAAAUGACCUCUUCAAUCAGCUAUUAUAAUUUAUUU